ACUGAAAAUGAGUAGCCUGUCGUCGCAGGAACACUGAUAUGUUUAAUCUAAGUGCUACUUUAACCGCAAUAAUUCAUAAGUGAUGAAUGUGGGCGUAGCUCACAGUGAGGUGAACCCCAAUACGAGGGUUAUGAACAGCCGUGGAAUUUGGCUGGCUUACCUGUUGCUGACUACUGUAUUGCACGUUGUGCUACUGAGCAUUCCAUUCUUCAGUGUGCCUGUUGUGUGGACCCUGACGAAUGUCAUCCAUAAUAUGAUUAUGUACCUGUUCUUGCACACGGUGAAAGGCACUCCGUUUGAAACACCUGACCAGGGUAAGGCCCGCCUCCUCACACAUUGGGAACAGAUGGACUACGGCAUACAGUUCACUUCAUCUCGGAAGUUCCUCACCAUCUCCCCAAUUGUGCUGUAUCUCCUGGCCAGCUUCUACACAAAGUAUGAUGCCACCCAUUUCCUGGUCAACACGUGCUCACUUCUCAGUGUGCUUCUUCCAAAGUUGCCACAGUUCCAUGGAGUGCGCAUCUUUGGAAUCAACAAAUAUUGACUGUGGGGGAUGGGAUUUUCAGCUUUCAGUAUAGUUUUCUCACCUCAGGUUGACAGAGACCAAGGGCUGAGGUGUAACGGAAGAAGAUGGGGUUACCUCUGCAUCUAAGGGACUUUUCUUAUGUCAGCUGUGAAAUGCUGACCAUCACCCGGUUGUUCUUGUUAAUGAUAUUGCCUAGAUUUAAGUAAUUAUAUAAUAUGCACCAUAUGAUGACCAUGACUAGUUAUCUGUGUAAAGUCAGCAAGAGAACUGUGGGUUCUUUAGAAAAAUAUGAUGUGAAGACUUGGUCUCUUGUUGCUGAUGUUUUCAAAAUGCCUUUUUUGAAAUACUAUGAAAAUGUUCCAUGCCUUGAAGUGGAAUUGGGGUGUCUGAUGGAUAGGCAUAGAUACAGUGCUACUCACAGGCCACCUUCCACUACUGAAUGUGUGCUACUGCGUUAUUUAUUUAUUAAAGUCAACGAUUGCCUUACAUUCUCCUAUACUAUUGUUGCCAUGAUAUUAAUACCUUCCUGAUUUUUUUUUUUUACUUUAAAGUUUGUAGAGUGAGUAUGUGUAUGAGUGUAAAGAGGGUUGUGAUUAGCUCUUGGUUGGGUAAUUUUGACCAAAACAAAAACAGGACCAGUUUAGAAUAUAGAUUUAUUUGAGAAGCAAGGUAUGGCCAACUAACUGCAUAUGAAGAAGCCAAACGGUCAAGCUAGAAGCAGAUAGUGAAUGCACAUUCUUCAACCCCAAAGAAAGUAGUUUGGCCAUGUUAAAAGUUUUAACUUGGGAGCAGUCUUUUGAAUGUACAAGUGAGCAACAAAAUAGAAAAAAAAGGUCAUAUCGGAGGGAGUAUAAUAUUUUUGAAAUGUCAGAUUUAAUUACCUUGGUUUUGAUGUUGCAAGUUAUUUUUUCACAACUGCACAAAUGACAAAUACAAUUAAUAAAAACACUUGCUGUUUAAAACA
This is a messenger RNA of Sardina pilchardus (European sardine), 1490 nucleotides long. It is a transcript of the gene ormdl2, whose product is annotated as ORMDL sphingolipid biosynthesis regulator 2. Bases 83 to 544 code for a protein of 153 amino acids. Gene Ontology annotation, cellular component: endoplasmic reticulum membrane. The transcript has 4 exons. Lineage: Eukaryota; Metazoa; Chordata; Actinopteri; Clupeiformes; Clupeidae. The record is from RefSeq and is a predicted model, not a curated record. Gene Ontology annotation, biological process: ceramide metabolic process; sphingolipid biosynthetic process; intracellular sphingolipid homeostasis.